AAAAAAAAAGGAAAAUAAAAAAAAGAAAAUAAGAAGGAAGCCUGGAGUAACAGUAACUGCCGCCGGGUGGGACGGUGGGGAGAGGUGGAAGAGGAGCCUUCCUCUCCAGAUCCAUCGCCCAGCACCACGCCGGGGUGAAGGGAUGGGAAGCACUGCCAUGGACAAGAAGAAAGAUGCCUCCAGCAGGAGCAGCAGCAGCAGCAGUGGCAGGAAAAGCUCCAGCCAGAAGAAACUCAUGUUGCGAGUGCACAUCCCCGAUCUCAGCUCAUUUGCCAUGCCAUUCUUGGACGGUGAUGUGGAGAGCGCAGACAAAAAUGCUUCUCGCAAGGUGGAAGAAAGCUACUCCACCAGCAGUCCUUCCAAAGGGCUUUUCUCCAAAGGGCUCCAGAACCGACCUUCCAGCCCCGUUUCUGCCCCUGUGAGAUCCAAACAUAGCCCUGGCUCACCCAAAACAGUGUUCCCCUUUCCCUACCAGGAGUCUCCCCCACGCUCCCCACGCCGAAUGAGCUUCAGUGGGAUCUUCAGGUCCUCCUCCAAAGAGUCCUCCCCCAAUUCUAACCCGUCUACCUCUCCUGGGGGCAUCAAGUUUUUCUCCAGAUCAAGAAAAACCUCUGGCCUCUCCUCUUCUCCAUCUACCCCAACACAAGUGACCAAGCAGCCCACAUUUCCUCUUGAAUCCUAUAAGCAUGAGCCUGAGAGACUAGAAACACGGAUUCAUUGUUCUUCACCUCCGGACACAGGGCAGAGAUUUUCUUUGCCUCCAUCUCAAAAUGCAGCCAAGCCUCCAAUCAUGACACCAGCUCCUUGUGCUACCUCAAAACCAGCGGCGGCAGCGGCUCCGGCUCCGUCUCAGCUCCCGGCCGCCUCCGAAGGGAUGCUGGAGAAACUAGAGCUCGAAGAUGAAGCACUUGAAGAAUCGGAAAGUGACAUUUAUGUGCGAUUCAUGAGGUCACACAAGUGUUAUGACAUUGUUCCAACAAGCUCUAAGCUUGUUGUUUUCGACACUACGCUACAAGUAAAGAAAGCCUUUUUUGCCUUGGUGGCAAAUGGUGUAAGAGCAGCUCCACUGUGGGAGAGUAAAAAACAGAGUUUUGUAGGGAUGUUAACAAUUACAGAUUUCAUUAACAUACUGCAUAGAUACUAUAAAUCUCCAAUGGUUCAGAUUUAUGAAUUGGAGGAGCACAAGAUAGAAACCUGGAGGGAGCUUUAUUUACAAGAGACUUUUAAACCUUUAGUGAACAUCUCCCCAGAUGCAAGCCUUUUUGAUGCUGUAUAUUCAUUGAUCAAAAACAAAAUCCACAGAUUGCCAGUUAUAGAUCCAGUCAGUGGAAAUGCACUUUAUAUACUUACCCAUAAAAGAAUCCUCAAGUUCCUCCAGCUUUUUAUGUCAGAGAUGCCAAAGCCUGCCUUUAUGAAGAAGAAUCUGGAUGAACUUGGAAUAGGAACUUACCACAACAUUGCCUUCAUACAUCCAGACACUCCUAUCAUUAAAGCCUUGAAUAUAUUUGUAGAGAGAAGGAUAUCGGCAUUACCUGUUGUGGAUGAGUCAGGAAAAGUUGUAGAUAUUUAUUCCAAAUUUGAUGUAAUAAAUCUUGCUGCUGAAAAAACAUAUAAUAACCUAGAUAUCACGGUGACGCAAGCCCUACAGCACCGUUCUCAGUAUUUUGAAGGUGUCGUAAAGUGUAGUAUGCUGGAAACACUGGAGACCAUUGUGGAUAGAAUAGUGAAAGCUGAAGUUCAUCGUUUGGUGGUAGUGAAUGAAGCAGAUAGCAUUGUGGGUAUUAUCUCACUUUCUGACAUUCUACAGGCUUUGGUACUCACACCUGCAGGUGCCAAACAAAAGGAGCCUGAAAGUGAAUGACUGCGGUGAAUGUACACACGUUUGUAGGAGAAAUUGAACAAAGUUUCUGGGUCAAGUUUGUCUCAAGAACGGUGACUGCAAUAGAACAGAGCAGGAUGGUUGAGAAUGUGUAUUGGGACUUAGUGAUGGAUGAUGAGUCUAUUCCCCCCAGUGAUGUCACAAAAAAAGCAGCAUGACAAAAGCUUAUGUUAAAAUGUAGGCUUGUAUUUCAAAAUGUCUUCAAAACAUUUGCUGGAAGACUUCACAUGAUGUCCUUCAUUAAAAUGCACUGUAUUCUGAAACUUUUUCGUUUUGUAUUUGACAGAAGUCACUGGUCAGCAAUGGAUAUAUGUGACAUAAGGCAAGUGUAUGGCAUAUUCAUAUCAUAGUGCCUUAUGUCAAAAUACAGCAAUAUGUCAUCACUGUUGCCCAUCACUGUCAAAGGAAGUAUUGUGCUAAACGAGACACUGUAUUUGAAUGUGAACGUCUUUAAACCUAAAACCAAAUCAGUUUCAGUUCUCAUUAGAUUUGUCAUAAAAGCUGUAAUUUGAAUAUCGGUAGACUUCUUUCAAACUUCAAUGACAGUUUUGUGUUAAAUGUUGCAUUCUGAACCAAGAUGUAAAACAAGACUGAUUUUAAAAAUGGCUUUAUUUAUUUUUACUUUCAUGACAAUUUUUUACACAUCUCUUGGUGGAUAGCUAAAAUUUCACCAUAUCCAUUAAUAAACUGUUGAUUGUUAUACAAACAAGCAGUAGAUCUUCUCAUUAUUUAAAACCUUGGAGUUGCGGAAGCUGUGGCCUGUUGAUCAGUCCAUAUUACUUGCGCUCAAGAUCUCAGAAGCAUGGAUCCGGUGUGCUCCGUACUGUAACAUGCAGGCACUGUGGUGGAAACAAGGUGCCACAAAACAAGAUUUUCAUCUGUAUUUAAGUGUAAAACAAUGCUUGUACACAAACUUUUUAUUGUAUAUAACUUGUACAGAUGCAGAGGAGCGAGGAAAGCUGUGGGGUAUUUGCUCAUGUGUAAAUGUACUGUAAAGUUUGAAGAUGAGACUUUUAUAACUGUAGAUCCUUGUAGAUGGAAGAAAUUAAACCCUAAAACACCA
This is a messenger RNA of Pezoporus occidentalis (night parrot), 2942 nucleotides long. It is a transcript of the gene PRKAG2, whose product is annotated as protein kinase AMP-activated non-catalytic subunit gamma 2. Gene Ontology annotation, cellular component: nucleotide-activated protein kinase complex; cytoplasm; nucleus. Lineage: Eukaryota; Metazoa; Chordata; Aves; Psittaciformes; Psittacidae. Gene Ontology annotation, molecular function: protein kinase binding; protein kinase regulator activity; AMP binding. The record is from RefSeq and is a predicted model, not a curated record. Bases 143 to 1861 code for a protein of 572 amino acids. Gene Ontology annotation, biological process: regulation of catalytic activity; protein phosphorylation. The transcript is spliced from 16 exons.